CCGCCCCCACAGUCCUGGCACGAUACUGCCGCGGGUCUCGACACCUGGGCUGUAGAGUACGACGACGUGCUAAGGAACAUACCCGAAACAGUGCGCAAGGGUAAGGAGGCGCGCAUCUCUCCGUACAGGCCUCAACGCUGGCGAGGGUUCAAGCGCUCGCCAAUUCAAACACGGUCUCGGUGCAAGCAAUUCGACGGCAACCCAAAGCAGCGGGAUGGUAGCGGUGACGAUGAAGAAGGAACUCCUCCCUCACCAACGCCGACACGACUGAUCCUCAGUGGCGAAAAGGCUCUUGCGAAGUCGAGUGCGGGCUCGACCGGUAGACAGGCACAGGAGCACCGACAUCAUAGCCAAGGGAAGCAGAUGAACAUAAAGGAUCGUCAGUUCUGUACGCCACAAUGUCUGCUCGGAUUAGUGAACGGCUGGCCCCUGGAUGAACGCUGCCCGAAUUUCCGAGAUCACGGACAUCAGCACCUAAACCGACUGGAUUUCCUCCGACUCAUCCGCGUUCAACUAGCCGAAGACCGUGGUUGCGAUGCUGACGUCGUACCACUUCACCUGUCCGGCUCCAUUGGCACACUCUUUAAGGUCAGGAUGUCCUCCCAUGGCUACACUCUUGUCGCCAAAGGCGUUGAGACACUCGACCUGGCCCUCCUUCGCCGUGAGAAGAAGAUAAUCUACAUCAAUUAG
Molecule: messenger RNA, 690 nt
Organism: Colletotrichum tamarilloi
Lineage: Eukaryota; Fungi; Ascomycota; Sordariomycetes; Glomerellales; Glomerellaceae
Exons: 2
Source: RefSeq, a predicted model, not a curated record